This is a messenger RNA of Magnusiomyces paraingens, 1374 nucleotides long. RefSeq lists its product as uncharacterized. Gene Ontology annotation, biological process: chromatin remodeling; box C/D snoRNP assembly; regulation of transcription by RNA polymerase II. Gene Ontology annotation, molecular function: DNA helicase activity; ATP hydrolysis activity; ATP binding. The transcript has a single exon. The coding region runs from base 1 to 1374 and encodes 457 amino acids. The record is from RefSeq and is a predicted model, not a curated record. Gene Ontology annotation, cellular component: Ino80 complex; R2TP complex; Swr1 complex. Lineage: Eukaryota; Fungi; Ascomycota; Dipodascomycetes; Dipodascales; Dipodascaceae.
AUGGUGCAAAUCAGCGAGGUUAAGACAACUACGGCGCGCGACAAACGUACAUCGUCGCAUACACACAUUAAGGGUCUUGGGCUGGACGACCGCGGAAUUGCGAAACCCGUUGAUGGCGGGUUUGUGGGUCAGGACGCUGCGCGCGAGGCCUGCGGCGUGAUUGUGGACAUGAUCAAGGCCAAGAAGCUUUCUGGCAAGGCCGUUCUUGUUGUUGGAGGCCCCGGCACUGGUAAGACAGCUCUUGCCCUUGCCAUGUCCCAAGAACUUGGGCCACGUGUUCCGUUUUGCCCGAUUGUUGGAUCUGAAUUGUACUCGGCAGAAGUGAAGAAGACAGAGGCAUUGAUGGAGAAUUUCCGACGUGCCAUUGGGUUACGAAUCAAGGAAACUAAAGAGGUUUAUGAGGGUGAGGUGACAGAACUGACUCCUGAGGAGGCAGAGAAUCCGCUUGGAGGUUAUGGGAAAACAAUCACACACGUUGUGAUUGGGCUUAAGUCAGCUAAGGGUACACGACGCCUGCGGCUAGAGCCGAGCAUAUACGAGUCUAUUCAAAAGGAGCGGGUUGCAGUUGGAGAUGUGAUUUAUUUGGAGGCCAACACUGGAGCUGUAAAGCGAGUGGGUCGGUCAGACGCUUAUGCGACCGAGUUUGACUUGGAAGCUGAGGAGUACGUGCCGUUGCCUAAGGGAGACGUGCACAAGAAAAAGGAGAUUGUGCAAGACGUGACUCUGCACGAUUUGGAUGCAGCAAACGCACGGCCACAGGGAGGCCAGGAUAUUAUGUCGAUGAUGGGACAGUUGAUGAAGCCAAAGAAGACGGAAAUUACAGAUAAGCUGCGUUCGGAAAUCAAUAAGGUUGUGCAGAAGUACAUUGACCAGGGCGUUGCAGAGCUGGUACCGGGAGUUUUGUUUAUUGACGAGGUGCAUAUGCUGGACAUUGAGAUGUUUACCUACCUGAAUCGUGCGCUGGAAACUACCAUUUCGCCUGUUGUUGUGCUUGCAACCAACCGUGGCAAAGCUCUUAUUCGCGGAACUGAAGAUAUUGUGGCACCCCACGGUAUUCCUCCAGAUUUCAUUGACCGUUUGCUGAUUGUGCGAACUAUCAAGUAUACUCAAGAGGAGAUCCGGACUAUUGUGGAGAAGCGAUCUGUGUUGGAGGAGACUCCGGCAACCACUGGGGCUUUAGAUGAACUUGCACGAGUUGGUCACGAAGUGUCGCUGCGGUACACUCUACAAUUGCUUGCGCCAGCACGGAUUGUUGCCGAAGCCAAUGGGCGCACUGAGAUUGAUGUUGCAGAUGUUGAAGAGUGCCAGGACAUGUUUCUGGAUGCAAAGCGCAGUACUAAGAUACUUCAAGAGAGUGAAAAGUACUUGAAUUAA